Messenger RNA from Rosa rugosa (rugosa rose), 1347 nucleotides. RefSeq lists its product as uncharacterized. Bases 1 to 645 code for a protein of 214 amino acids. Gene Ontology annotation, molecular function: selenium binding. The record is from RefSeq and is a predicted model, not a curated record. NCBI's taxonomy places the organism in Eukaryota, Viridiplantae, Streptophyta, Magnoliopsida, Rosales, Rosaceae. The transcript is spliced from 8 exons.
AUGGAGGACCGGAAAAGACCGUUCUGCCCUCAUUUGGGAUUUUUUUGUUCCGCUGUGUAUCGAUCUGAUCUUCCGCUCUCUUCUAGAGCCGGCUACUCUAAUCCCUCACACGCGAGUCAAAAUCCACCUCAAUACCCAAAAAUCAGUACAAAAAGAGCUACUCAAAGAGUCGCAGAACAUAGUGGAGAGUCAAAAUCCACCUCACAAAGAACUGUGUUGACGACCAUAACUUCCAAAACAGAGCCGACCCAGAAGUUGGUUUUCUCAGACGAGCACAAAGCCACCAUCUUUGCUGCAGAUCCAAGCUCAGAACCAAGUUUUGGCCUUGAAGCGGAUUACAAAUACUUGACGAGAUCAAUCAGGGAAUUUUUGACAGGUCGCAUAUAUGUGAUCGACACAAAAACAGAUCCAGAAGCUCCCUCUCUGCAUAAAGUUGUUGACCCUGAAGACAUCGUACAGAAGAUUGGAUUGGCAUACCCACACACAUCUCACUGCCUUGCAUCUGGUGAUUUCUUCUCCUUGACUCAGAGUUUAAUGUCAAGGGAAGGUUUCUCAAGCUAUAUUAAGUUCUUUUUUGAAUCAGUUUGUGGAGAGGUUUAUCGUCUGGGAGACUGUCACCUCUUUUAUCGAAAAUGUCCAAGAUAACUGUAUUUCUUUGUCAAGUCAUUGUAUCUGAUGAACUCUGGCUUGGCCUUGACACCUGCUACCACAGUUUGGAAUGAGAUCCAGAAGUCAUCACUGUCAUCUGUUUGACUUGGAGAAUGGUAGUAUGAGCAACAUUGGGUAUUCUCAGUUGUUCCAGACCCCCAUCAAAUUGGCCUACUAAUUGAUGUCCAGCUGUAUCCUUUGAAUCCAUUAGAUAUGUCAAAAUGCAUAGUUAAGGAACAAUCGGCAGGAACAAUAUUUUGGGGCUUUGAAGAAGUAACCCUAUUACAGGGAGGAGAUAACCCUUUGAUUUGUGUAUAACGUGGCUCAACUCCUUUAUGCUGGUUUUAGAAUUUAGCUUUUUUCAAGUAAAGCUAGCUUAUGUGGUUAGUUAAUUCUCUGAGCACAGUCUCUUAAACAUAAAGCACACUAAUGCUUAUAAUUUGGUGAUGAGAGCUUGACAACAGAACAGAUUGUUGUAGCAAGUGAACAUGACUCUAAGAGGUCAUAUACAUGGUCGUAUACAGUACCCCGGAACUGUGUUGAUCAAUCUAGCUAGAAGGAUUCCCUUUUUGAAGCAUCUUUCUCCUACUUUGCUUUUGGACCUUGCUUUUGUAGACAUGUAAUGUAUCUAAUAAUUGUAAAUGCAAUAUUUCUGACCUAAAUCAUAUUGACAAUAUACAAACAUCUUCUUCACCUCAA